UCAUGCUUAUUAUUGUAUGGAUAAAACAUUUGAAUAAACCAAAUACAGUAAUGCUGAAUAGUAAUUAUUUAAGUUAUAGAACUCGUAAUUACUCUUUUUUUUAGCUUAUUAUUAAUUAGUAUUAUUAUUUUUUGUAUCAUACAAAACAAUAUUUCAUGAUUAUAAAUAUAGUACAUUUAAAUUGUUAAUUUUAUCAUUCAUAAAUCAAUACAACAAUGGAAUUCCAAACAACAAGAAUAGAGAAUAAAGAUCUUUGCAAUGUUCUACUGAAAUGGUUGCAAACAUUACAUCUCAAAACUCCACAUCGAACUUUGUAUGAUAUUACUGAUGGUGUAGCACUUGCUGAAGCAUUGAAUCAAAUUUCUCCUGAAUGUUUUGACGACAAUUGGUUUUCAAAAAUAAAAAAAGAUGUUGGAAAUAAUUGGAGACUUAAGGUUAGUAAUCUAAAAAAGAUUGUUGAAAAAAUUCAAGAUUUCUAUCAAGAUUGCGACACACAACAUAUGGGCAAUUUUGUAAAACCAGAUGUUAUAAAAAUAGGAGACCAAGAUGAUACAAUGGAAUUAGCUCGUUUAUUGCAACUCAUAUUGGGAUGUGCUGUUAACUGUCGUAAUGCUCAAGAUUACAUAACAAAUAUCAGAUCAAUGGAUGAAAAUUCCCAGACUGUAAUAAUGCAGUCUAUACAAGAUCUGGAAAGGAUACAAGGAAAUCCGCAAAGCAUUAUAGCUUCUAGCCUCGGAGUAGAUACUGAUCACCAAGAACAAAUUCAACAACUUAUUGAUGAACUUCAAUCUGUUACCAAAGCUAGAGAUCAAAUGACUCAACGCUGUCUUGAGCUUGAUUCUCAAAUAAGUUUAUUGCAAGAAGAAAAAACAUACAUUUUAGAUGAAAAAAGACAUUUAGAAGAAAGACUUUUAGAAAGUGUUGAAGAUCCCUUAAAGGGCAGUAGCCAGAGAAGACAGAUUGAAGAACUAAAAGAAGAAUUGUACAAAGCUGAAACGUCUAGAGACGAUUAUCGAAUAAAACUCAAGACACAAGAAAGAGAUAUGGCUGAAUUAAAAACUAAAUUUGAUUUAUUACAAGAAACCGCUGGAGAAGCAAGACUUCUUAAAGACGAAUUAGAUAUUCUUCGAGAUACAGCUGAUAGAGUUGAAAAAUAUGAAUCAACCAUACAGUCUUAUAAAAAAAAACUUGAAGAAUUAGGUGAUCUAAAACGACAAGUGAAGAUAUUGGAAUCAAAAAAUAUAGCUUAUAUUCAACAAAAUAUGGAACUAGAGCAGGAAAUUAAGAAAUCCUCCGUGUGGAAAUCACAAUUAGAAAUAUAUAAAAAACAAGUUACUGAACUCCACCAUACAUUAAACGACGAGACAAACAAAAUUGAUAAAUUGGAAUUUGAAUCAAAAAAGUUAUUAGAAAACUUAAACACCUUGCAGAAAGAGAAAGAUAGGUUAGUUAUUGAGAGGGAUUCAUUAAAAGAAGCAAAUGAAGAAUUAAAAUGUUGUCAAACUCAAAUGAAAAAGACCAGUACACUUGAACACUCUCAAACAACCACUAGCGAUGACAUGGAAUCAGCAAUGGACCUCAAACAGAAAUUAGUGAGGCUUCAGCAUGAGAAUACAAUGCUCAAAAUGAAUCAAAAAGAACCAGAAGAAGAUAAAAUUUCGGUACUCCAAAGUAUUUUGGAUAAUACGAGACAACAGUAUAAUGAACUGCGUUUGGACAACAGGAAAGCUAAUCAAAAGAUAUUAGAAUUAGAAUCCGAAUUAAAAGAACAAACAGAAAAUACCGAUGAAUGGAAUUCCAAAAUUAAAGAACUACAAAGUCAACUACAGUGUGAAAAAGAUACACGAUCAUUGGAUAUUGAAGAAAAAAAUACAACAAUAUCGGAUAAAGAUCAAUUCAUAAAUAUUUUGCAAAAUUCUCUUCAUCAGAAAGAUAUGGAAAUACAAGAAUGGGAAGAGAAACACAAAAAAUUCAUAGAAAAAGCAAAAUCAGUUGUUAAGUCUAUGGACGCUAAAAAUGUAUCAUUAUCUGAUGUUGACAUGAGUGUAUUAGAAAAUAGACUAUUAAAAGCCAAUAAAGAAAUAAGUGAUUUAAAGAAAGAACAAGAAAACUACAAAACAUCACUUGAGAUUGAAGAAAAAUUAAUAUCCACUGCAUUUUACAAACUAGCACAAACUAAGAUGCAAGAAUCUGUUGAUCAGAGAGUAAUGAAUCAAGGUCUGCUACAAACUCAAACAUUUCUAUCAAAGCACAGACAACAAACAAAUAAAACAGUAGUACAAAAUCACAGAAAGUAUCGAGGUAAAUCUCCAUAAAAUAGUAAUAAAGAGUUCAUUUUACAAAUGUUCUAAGUAUUCAAGAAAAAAACAAUAAAACAACUAAUAUGGCAAAAGAACUGUAAGUAAGUAUUAUACACACCAGUUUAAAUACUAAACUAUCAUUUCCGUGUAAACUAUUUUUAUUCCGACUCCUGUAUUAAUUUUUUGUUUAUUUAUUACUAGUAAGUAGUAACAAUCAUUAGAUAAGCUAGUAAUUAAAAGGCCCAACAUCAAACAAAUCCUACCUUAAUCUUAAUCCUAAGCUUGUUUGGAUAACAUAAAAUAAUUUUUAUAACUCAUUAAUCGCCCCUAAGUUUAUUUUAUACGUAAUAACAUAAUUUGUGUGGUUAUUUUUAGAUUUACAAAAUCUAUUAUCCCUCCUAAGUAGGUCUUGAGUGCAAUAUUUUCAUUACCUAUUAUCCUGAUAAACUUAAAAAUUGUCAGGCCAUAGUAUUUUGUCCUUAAACCCUUUAAUCCUAACUCAACUACCAAGUAACUAAGAGAAUACAUAAAAAGUCCAGAUUUCAGAAUAUAUUGUAUAUCCCUGCUUGUAUAUCUAAAUAAUUUGCUUGAAAAUAGACAAAUGAAAAAAUAUAGAUUAAUGUAUGUUGGACAAAAAUAAUAAACUAGAUUUAUUCCUAAAUAAGUAUAAAAAUUCAAACCAUAGGCUAUGAGUUUAAGAAUUCAAAUUAUUGAUUUGUAUUUGAAACUUAUUUUUAUAUUAUAAUAGAUUUUUUUUCUUUUCCAAAAUUCCUGAUUAUUAUUUUUUUGUAUACAUUUCUUCUUGUUGAGUUACUUAUGUUUAUCAGACCUAUGUAAUGAGAUAAAGCUUAAAUGCACAAUGUAAACUUCAGUAAAAUUGUACCACUGUAUCAGCGUACCUAAUUGGAUAUUUUUCAAACAAAAAUAAAUUUGUAUAUCUUUACUUCUAAAAUAUUUGAAUUAAACACUAAAUGUCCGUACAUACUUCCCUGUUCCACUACCUUUCUUGCAUCUUCGUAAUAGACUCUAAUAAAGUUAUUUCAUUACAUAAUAGCAAACAGUAAUAUACAAUAUAAAUCAGUCUAUCAGGCUAUUCAGAUAUGCCACUUCAGUAAUUGUUUUUUGCCACCUAGGCCUAAAAUGUCUCAAGUUACUUUUAAUCAAUUUUAUGAAAAAAAAAAUGGAUAUUAUUAUAAGAUAUGUAGGUAUUAAAAUAUUAUAAUUGUAAGUUUAUUUAAACAGUUAAAGAGCUAUUUGGAAAAAUAGAUAUAACUUAAUACCAUUUUUUUUAUAUACAUUUAGUUAGUUGCUAAUAUUAUUAGAUAUUAUAAUUAAGUAUGUACCUAAUAUAAUAAUAUGCACUUAGUGCAUCGUUAAUUGUGCACAAUAACAAUUUAAUUUAAGAACUUCAAUUGGUAUUGUUUGGCACUCAUUAAUGUUCUAAAUAAAAUUAAUAUUUUUUAUAAAAUAAUUUAAGCUACAAAGUUAACAUAAUUAACUUGAUUAUUAAUAAAUCACAGUUGGUGAAAAUCAUAUCUCGUGUUUAAUUAAGGUUUUUAUGUUAUCGAUGUUUAUAUUAAUAAUUGUAUAAUAUUUUAUUAUUAUUGCUCAGAAAAGUAAUUUACCAACAGUAAAAUAGAAAUAUGGAAUAUGAUAUUAUCAUCGAUAAAAUUGAUAACCUUCAUAGAAAGGAUUUCUUUUGUUAUAUUAAUAACAGAUGAAGUAUAAACAGUACUUAUUACUUGGUUAAAAAUUAUUUUACAAAUUUAUUUAUUAUUGAGUUUAUUCAUUGCCCUCCAGUUAUUAAUUAUUAUAUUACAUUUAUAAUUAUGUACCUAUAUGUGUGACGUGUGUACACCACUACCGUUAUACUUGUAAGACAAUUAUGAAUAAGUGAAUAGCCGGAUACCUAGCUAAAAUGAAUUGUUAUACUAUUUAGUGUAUUAUUUACUGUGUGUUUAUGUCCUUAGUAAAAUAAUUAUUAUACCUACUUAUUACUUGUAGACAAUAUUAUUAUAUAAUAUUAUAUUAUAGAAUUAGUUUAUCUAAAUAUUGUUAAACAUAAUUAUUGUGAAGUUUUAUACUGACAAUUUGUCUGGCAUACCGCAAUAAUGUAUUGAACCAGGGUAAUUUUUUUUAAAUUAAACAUUUGAUCUUCACGAAAACAAUCACUUGUUUCGAUGUAAUUACUAAUUAGGUACCUACAUACAUUUUAUUUAUAUUAUUGUACAUGUCAAAAUUAAAAUUAAUUUUUUAGUGUAAUACAUUUUUAUAUUAUGCCAUUUAUGUUGAAAUCAUUGAAAUUGUUAAUUCAAAUAUAUUAUGUGUAUGCCAUUAUAAUUAUUGUUUAAAAUAUACAAUUUUAUGUAAUAGAA
Molecule: messenger RNA, 4675 nt
Organism: Metopolophium dirhodum (rose-grain aphid)
Lineage: Eukaryota; Metazoa; Arthropoda; Insecta; Hemiptera; Aphididae
Product: protein Hook homolog 3-like
Exons: 17
Coding region: 216-2315 (699 amino acids)
Biological process (GO): cytoskeleton-dependent intracellular transport; cytoplasmic microtubule organization
Cellular component (GO): centrosome; cytoplasm
Molecular function (GO): dynein light intermediate chain binding; microtubule binding
Source: RefSeq, a predicted model, not a curated record